UGCAUCUGCGUAGCAGGAGAGACACGUUCGAUAGGAGCGGAGACGCGGGCGUUCUGACAAAGAGCCAGCCGCCACCGGGAGUGUUUUUUCUUUUUUUCUUUUCCACAGAAGGGGAAACCACACAGGAACUUUACGUGAGAACCAUGAGCGGUCAGACUGUACUGAAGUCCUCAGGAUAAGCGAAAGGUACUGGAGUAUUAACGGCUGCUCACUCCAACACACAUGCGCACGCCAGAGAAGUAGUGGCUCCACAGUUGCCUUUUCUUUUUACAAACGUUAACCAGACAAAAGAAGAAGGGACGGAGAAGGGGGGAAAAAGAUGUCUUUCGCCAUGGUGCGGCCGGCCCCUAGCAGGUUCCUGUACUCCGACAUCAGCAUGCUGUCCGAGGACGAGGAGAACGGCAGCGAGAGCUCGGGGUCGGACGAGAAGUCCUUCCGCCUGGACGGCUCGGGCUACGACGUCAAGGAGGGCCGCAAGCGGAAGCUGCUGGAGACGCUGCUGCCCCCCAUGGGCAUGGGCCGGCAGCGGAACGCGGCCAACGCCCGCGAGCGGGACCGGACCAACAGCGUCAACACGGCCUUCACCGCCCUGAGGACGCUCAUCCCCACCGAGCCCGCCGACAGGAAGCUGUCCAAGAUCGAGACCCUGCGCCUGGCCUCCAGCUACAUCUCCCACCUGGGCAACGUCCUGCUGGUGGGCGAGGCCUGCGGAGACGGGCAGCCCUGCCACACCACCUCGUCCUUCUACCACCACAGCUCGCCGGGCCGGGACUCCGACAGCUCCCAGCCCAAGCAGAUCUGCACCUUCUGCCUCAGCAACCAGAGGAGGAUGAGCAAAGACAGAGAAAGAAAAACAGCUCUAAGAAGUUAAUACCAACAGGAACGGAAUCGCAAAAUAAGACAGAACUAUGCAACGCAAACAGCACGGACCUGUUAUGAAAACAAACUCCAGACAUGUAUCAGUUGUAUAUAUGCAAAUAUAAAUAAAUAUAUAUAUUUAAAUGUGUAAAAAAUCUGGGACGUGACGGCUCGGCUGCCAGUGGAAUUCUCAGAUUGGACAGACACUGGGAUUCCUGGACUGCCAGUGCGUCUGACAAGGGGUUCUGUUUCCAUUCUAAACUUGGUACACUCAUGCAUCAUUAAAGACACGCCAAACAGAAUAAUCCCUUAAUGACGAAAAAAGUCCUGCUUUUGAGCGUACGACGUUCCGAAAUGAAAUGCGGAUGGACGGACGGAGCGAGGCGACGCGGAACAACGGACAGACGCCUCGGAGGGACGACGCGCCGUCAGACGACUUCGUAGCGUUCGCGUGCCUGGUGUGUACACACCCACGUCUCUGGUACUCCACCAAAAAAAAAAAAGAAAAAAAAAAAGAGCAUCUGUCUGAGGAGAAAAUUUACAUCAGCGAGGGCACCGUGGCUUGUU
Messenger RNA from Conger conger (European conger), 1425 nucleotides. RefSeq names its product scleraxis bHLH transcription factor a (gene scxa). Gene Ontology annotation, molecular function: protein dimerization activity; DNA-binding transcription factor activity, RNA polymerase II-specific; RNA polymerase II transcription regulatory region sequence-specific DNA binding. NCBI's taxonomy places the organism in Eukaryota, Metazoa, Chordata, Actinopteri, Anguilliformes, Congridae. The record is from RefSeq and is a predicted model, not a curated record. The transcript is spliced from 2 exons. Gene Ontology annotation, biological process: regulation of transcription by RNA polymerase II; developmental process. The coding region runs from base 320 to 871 and encodes 183 amino acids.